Notodromas monacha is the source of this 2225-nucleotide messenger RNA. Lineage: Eukaryota; Metazoa; Arthropoda; Ostracoda; Podocopida; Cyprididae. The record is from the annotation of a GenBank genome assembly.
UUAUUUUCCAAUGUUCGUUCAUGAGUUAAAAUAGCUAAUAUUUGUUUUUCUCUUAAGAUCUAAUCUUGAUCUUAGUUUUCGGAUUCCUUGUCCAGUAAUUCAUCUGUUCGUUAUAUGAAUGAUAACUUCUGACUUGUUCGUGGGUGCUAUUGCGGUAGGUUUCUGAGUAGGUUUCUCUGCCAAAUUGAGGAUUUUUCAUAGGAUACCUAACAUUCUUGAUUGUUUCCCGUAUUUCUUUAUAACUGUUGAUCACUGUACUUCAUUAUUUUUACUGUGCGUGUAAAAGGAGCUUUUGAUGGUUCGUGAGGUCAGUCUAAAAACUACCAAAGGUAUUUAAGGAUUUGUGUUUCCGUCUCAUGUACUGAGUCUUUUAUCCCUUUCAUCCUCAGUUUUAUCAUUCGACGCGUUUCAGGAAGAUCAUUUCUUCGAAUUAUCGUGCUGUGUCUUUCACUGAUUUGCCGCGAGUUAAUGAAUUGGGUUCUUUACUGGAUGUAAAGUUGAUAAUUCUGGCCGCCUACCGCAAAAAUGCCGCACUAUAUUUACGUGGAUCCCUUUCCCUUGUUAAGGAGAUUCAUAUGCCUUUUUUCAUUGAUCUGUAGCAUGUCUGCCGCGUAGUUUUUCAGUUUUGAUUCCAACCUUUUCAGAAUUUUACGUAGGUUGACUAUUCUGAAUUGCAGCUGUGAUAUUUUUCGACAUGAAGGUGAUCGUCACAGGUGCAUCGGGUUGCCUUGGUCAAUAUCUCGUUAAACUGCUCAUCGAAAAUGCUGACGAAGUGAAGGAAAUAGUGGCUGUUGAUGCCCGGAAGUUUUGUCCAACGAUCCAAAUGAAUUUGGAUUUGAAGAAAUUCUUGUUCGUGGAAUGUGAUAUCCGAGAAGUUUCGAAAAUGGAGCCGCUGUUCAAAGGCGUUGACUGCGUUUUCCACACGGCUGCUCUUGUCAGCAUCGGUCACUUUCCCGAUCGUGCUGGAAUGAAGGAUAUUAAUGAGAAUGGCACUCGCAUUGUUGUGGAGCUGAGCCGUAGAUUCAACGUUCCAUACCUCGUGUACACGUCAACUGCGGACGUGAUGAUGGGAAGAAAGGGCAAUCUAGUGAAUGCGACGGAAGCGUUGGUGUUGCCGCCGCCGGAUCUGAAAUUCAUGAUCCACCCUUACGCUUUGACCAAAUUCAUGGCCGAGAACAUCGCACUUUCAGCCGACGGACUUACUUUGAAUGACGGGAAGAGAGUCCUUCGCACGCUUUCGUUGCGUCCAGCAACCUUGUACGGUGAAGGAGAUCGACAUUUCGUCGUGAACACCAUGCUACAAGCCAAGGCUAGUGGUGGAGUCCUGAACAGAAUGGGACCAUCUUCGGCGAAAUUCGCUGCUGUCUACGUUGGAAAUGCGGCGUGGGCGCACAUAGUUGCGAUGCGUGCCCUGAUGCAGCGUCCGGGCGAGGUCGCCGGAGAAGCAUACGUCAUCACGGACGACACUAAACCGCAGAACAUCUUCGAUUUCCUGACCCCGUUUUACACUGCCCGAGGCUUCACUGUGUCGGAUCGAUCCGUGCCCUAUUGCAUUGUGAUACUGUUUGCCUUCGUAUUUCAAUGCUUUGUUUGGCUAUUGAGUUGGGUGUGGAAAUGGAAAUCGGCUCCCAUCCCGCCUGUGAACGAGUUGCGAUAUUGCGGACACACGUACACGUUCAAUAUCUCGAAGGCUCGGGAACGAUUGGGGUAUGCACCCUUGUUUAGUUUUGAUGACGGGCUGAGGAAUUCCAUCCAGUUCUAUUCAGAUGUGAAGAUCUGAAUUGAAUGAGAAAAGGUCAGACGUCUACGGGUUGGUGCGGGCUUUGCUCAAUCAAACUAUCCGUCUUUUUUGUUUUUGUCUUUCUUUCUGGAAAUCCCAAAAAUGGCUAUCUGGUGAGGAAUGACGUUGUGGAUCGUUGAACAGUGUAUUUUAUGAGCACUUUGCCUUGUCAUACAGUAUUUUGGUGUUGAUUAUUUCGUUAUCUUGAGGCUAAAUUUUGACUGCAGUUUUUUUUUAGAGGGUCACACGAUGGGUGCGAUUGUUUAUUUAUUUCGAAAAAAAUUUGGUUGUGAUGAUGAGCACAAAGCGCAGACUGGGAAAAUUCUAAGGUUCUAAAUUUCGAGUUCCCUGUUUUGAGGGGUUGGAUUUUAUGUCUUGUCACGUGAUCAAGUACACGAAAUUCUUCUGACGUCAAAUGCAAGCAUGAUUCAUUGAAAUGUCCGAA